AUGUGACUCCCGCGCCCCGCUAACGACCUUCCCAAUCCCGACCUCUCUGUCGUCAUGUGAUCGUCGCUAUUGCAGCUUUGAGAAUGGUCCCCUCUAUCCUUGCCGGAUUGGAAAACGACUUUGGGAGCCACUGCUGACUGCUCAAAAGACAAUGCCUUUUUUCUGAUCCGGACGUUUCUUGUAAACCAACCCCACAUCGCUUUGUGUGCUUGUUUUACAUCUCCCUUCUUUUUGAAUAUGGAAUAGAGAUGCGUGGUGGGCUAUGUUUGUUUCAUCUUUGUUUUUUGUGCUCGCUUGGGGUUUAAAAAAAAAAUGCUGGUCUCAGAACAUAGAACACCUGAUCAGCUGAAAAUAUAGAUUCUAAGAGGGAAAAUCGAGACGUGAGCUAAUUUCCGGACCAAAUCAAUAUGGAAAUUACCAGAAUAUUGUGUUCUAGAUCUAUAUUUUCAUCCAACAAAUACCAUUAUCCAGAGUUAUUAGUAUCAUCAUUAUUUUCUUCGGGAAGAAGCAGAAUAGCGAGGUUGAUCAGGAGAUAGGCCAAAUGUCAAGGCAAAAUGGUCAAAAGGGUGAAGCACUUCCUACUCUAUUAUUGGUUCGCUGGGAGGCUGUGAUCAUUACGAUCCUCUAUUGGCCCCUUUAACGAAUUUAAUAAUUCUGAAACAUUGUCUUCGUCAAUGUUCAUAAACAUCAAGCCAAUUAUUAGGUAGUUGGGGCCCGGGGGUCAUAAACAUUUAUACUUUGUAAAGUCCACGUUUUUAUAUGCUUUUAGUCAAGUUUCUCUUAGAAGUCUAAAACCCAUUUCAGAUUGAAGAAGUCUCGAUUACUACAAACAAAACCAGGAAGGAAUUUCUGCAUUUUCUAACUAAGCUUGGUCAAGGCAAACCUCCCAGAAAGACUAGUGAUAGUCUGAGGAGGGUGGUAAUAUUGUGAUUUUGGAAGCAGGUGGGUCUCCCCAAGGCAACUGGCAAAAGCUCUCUCUGUUUGUUGAAACCAUUCGGGGUCUAAGUCAGUGAAUUCAGAUAUUGUGCUUUUGUUACGCUUUCCACAAGAUCAAGUAAAUGUUUGAAGUUAUUGGAAGUGAGGGGUUUCAAUGGAGUAAUGGUUGUUGACAAUGCGCUUGUUUUGGAGGCAGCAGCUGCCACUGCUUAUUCUAAUUCAACUCUUGGAACCCGGCAGGACAAGCCAGCAAAUAUAUGCUAAAGCUUUACUCACUUUCAAGAGUGAGGGUGGAAGUCCUCAACUAUCGCCUGGAAGAAUUUGGACAUACCCAUGCCUUAGACAACAACCACAAGUUCACUGUUAUAAACUUAGAGAACCAGGAGUUGUUUCUCUGCUCUACAAAUCAAGGCUCAAGAGGGUUGAGGCUUCAGUUAAUGGAGAUAGUGGAGUUCCAACAAUCACACCUUUGCAAAAAGUUGAUGUUAAGAAACCAAGUAAUAAGAAAGUUGCUGCCAUAGCAGGAGGUGUUGGUGCAACCCUGGUUGUGGUUGUCAUUGUGGUGAUUGUGUACACCUGCUUGAUGCGUGCUAAAAGAUUCACGAGACGAACAUCUGAGACAGGAUCCUCCCUAGCAUCUCCUCCAGUUGAAUAUGAAUCGGGAAAUGCAUCCCCGUAUGGUGGGCUUCCUUAUCCUUAUGAUAUGCAGAAUUUGAGGCAGCUAACGUUUCUGGAACUAGAGCAAGCCACAUGCAAUUUCAGUCAAAGCAACAUCAUAGGUGAAGGUAGAUUUGGUUUAGUUUAUAAGGGACUACUUCAAGAUGGAUCAAUUGUGGCUGUCAAGAGAUGCCUACAUAUCCACACUCAUCAUUUUGUUCAUGAGGCAAACCGGAUAGCUUUUGUGCACCACAUCCAUCUUGUCAAGCUUAUUGGUUAUUAUGAAGAUAAUCAUCAACAAUUACUUGUCUAUGACUAUAUCUCGAAUGGAAAUGUUGGAAAUCACCUCUAUGACAGCGAAGGCUUACCUAUUGGAAAGCUAGACAUGUGGCGAAGGCUAUCUAUUGCUUUGGGUGCAGCGAAAGGGCUUGAACACCUUCACAGUUCGGUGCCUCCUUUCUUGCACAUGCACUUUAGAACUAGCAAUGUUCUUGUAGAUGAAAAUUUUAUGGCCAAGGUUUCCGAUUAUGGACUUUAUAAACUGCUAAUCGAUGGUGAUCUGGCUGAAUCAUCUUCAAUGAUAGACUGCUUUCUGGACCCAGAGUUAAGUUCAUUGAAGAAUUUUUCAGAGAGAAGCGAUGUGUACAGUUUUGGCGUCUUCUUAUUGGAACUAAUUAGUGGGCAUGAAGCACAUAGCAGAAGCCAGUCGGAAAAACAGGAAAAUAUAGUAUUGCAGGUAAGAAGCAACAAUUUCGACAAGUUUGUCGAUAAAGCACUAGGAGACCAGACAAUGGAUGUUGCCAAACAGAUGCUAGAAUUGGCCUUACAGUGUCUUGAUACUUUAAUUAGAAGACCAUCAAUGAAGAGAGUCGCCGAAGAGCUGGAAAAGAUUCAAGCGAGCAAAUAUGGUCACUUGCAUUCUGGGUCGUUUGAGAUAGGUGCUGUGAAGCUUGGUAGUGAGCUUUUCAAAUGAUUUCUUUCUGCCUGAUGGCCUUGUAAUUAUUCUUUAAUUGUGUUGAUUUAUUGCAAUCAUGAGAGUCACAAAAGGAAAUCCCAUUGUCAAAACAUUCUUGAAGGUAAAUAAAUCAAUCUGUUUGGUGGAAGAGAUCAUCAAAUGGGGCUGUGUAUGUCAUAAAGUACAGUUUCCUUUGUAAAUAUUAUUGUUGGUACGUUUGCUUCA
Messenger RNA from Juglans microcarpa x Juglans regia, 2773 nucleotides. RefSeq names its product probable serine/threonine-protein kinase PBL28. The transcript has 10 exons. The record is from RefSeq and is a predicted model, not a curated record. Bases 1112 to 2566 code for a protein of 484 amino acids. Gene Ontology annotation, biological process: protein phosphorylation. Gene Ontology annotation, molecular function: protein kinase activity; ATP binding. NCBI's taxonomy places the organism in Eukaryota, Viridiplantae, Streptophyta, Magnoliopsida, Fagales, Juglandaceae.